UUGAUGUGGACAUCUGUGCAGUCAGUAUCCUACCUUUCACCGAGCAGUUUUCUGCUGAGGAAUUGCAGAUGAUCAGGGCUGCUUUCCUUAUCGCGUUCUCUGAUGAGGAGCUGGACUGGGCCAUAAGAAAAAUUAUAAGAUGCGUAGGAUUCCUCACCCUGGACUUUUUGAUGCCUGCCUUGCGGGUGUGCAAACGGAUGGAGCCAAGUGCCACCCAGGGGGAAUCUGCUGCUCUAAGCCGCCUCCCUAUACUGCUGGUGCAGGCUGCACCUGGCUGUGAGGAGUUCCCCAAAGGUCCCCAAAGAGAAAGAGCCGGCAUCGAUGAAAUGGCCCACACAAUUGGUGAUAUGGAGAGCCCCAUGCCAGCUAGACAGUAACAUGCUGACUUCAGCUCUCUUUACUACAAACGAUUACCAAAAAGCAGGCAGACCCAGGCUAAACAAUUCAAGUUUGUUGUUGCCAAGGCCCUGGAAAUCCCAACAUUGCUCCUGGAGACGUUGACUCCCGGGUAUGCUGUCUGGAGGAGAGGGUUCUAUGCGGGCUGUCAGGACAUCUCCGAGUUCCUAGAAAAAUAUAGAAAUCAAACUCAAACGAAAGAAGCCUUCAUUGACCUGAUUCACAUUACAUCAAUGCUACUGAUCGACUUGAGGAGGUUUAUUUCACACGGGCAAUCCACCAGGGCAGAGGGAAGUGUCACCCAGGAGGACAACUACUUUCAAUUUGAGGACUUCAUUAGAUUUAUUAUGGAUCACUUUGUCCUUGAGGCAUCCAGAAACCUACUUGAGAGACUCGUAAAUGCUCCAAGUCGCUUACGGUUGCUGCAUGCAUCCAGAAUGAGGACACAAGCAUUAGAGAUGCCCUUCCUUCCACAGGUGUUUGUGCUAGAGAGAGGGCCAGUCAUAAAGCUGCUCACCACAGCCAUCUCCAAAAACGUGGCUAACUUACUUCAUGACGCCGUGGACAUAAUGGCCAGAAAGAGAGCCUUGUUAGAGUCUGACACAGACACUGAGGCCGUCUCAGUCUCAGAGUACUCCAUCUCAGAGUCAGACACCUCAGUGUCCACUUCCCGCCUGCCUGAGGACAACCUCCGGUCCCAGGACUGUGGUGGACACAGUGGGACUCUGUGCCCUGGACAAGGGGGCAGUGUUCUGGCAAAGAGAGGAGUCACUGAAACCCUGAUCAGCUCCAGCAGCAGCAGCAGAAACAGUAGCUGCAGCAGUAUCACUAGUGAGAUGAGUAGGCCUCACAGUACCUCCACCUGCUCUGUGAAAGAUCUUCCUACUGAGAGACCACAUGUGUCCUCCUCCAGCCUUUCCACCAGGCCAGAGGAGGCUGUUGCAACUCUAGCCAUGAGCUCCCACGAGGACUCAGCAAAUAUGAAGUCCUCAAGAGGAGAGGAUAAACAGCGGAGAAAAAGGAUCUUUACAAUCCACUGGAAAUCUAAAAGAUCUAUAGCUCCAUCGCCAGUGGUGGAGAAGCCUGUUACCCAUUCCCCAGAGAGGACCAGGAGGCCAUCGCUGUCAUCACGCUUAGCCUCUGGCAUCUGCAGACUCUUUUGCUGCUGUGGUAAAGGUCAGGAUUGACCUCUUGUGGCAGGAAGAGGAGUUGAACCUCCUUUAAUUUCAAUGUUUUGCUUUGGGCCUGAAGAUUCAAGGUCCACGAUCCCAGUUGCUUUGGGCCCAGGCAGGGGCUUGUGAAAGUACUGAUCUGACCACUUUCAAAGUACCUUCCCUUUGGGCUGAGGGUGCGAUCAUAACGGACUGCACAAGGGCAGGAGCCACGUGCGCCAGUAUUGUUAUGAUG
Messenger RNA from Clupea harengus (Atlantic herring), 1803 nucleotides. RefSeq lists its product as uncharacterized. The record is from RefSeq and is a predicted model, not a curated record. The coding region runs from base 630 to 1583 and encodes 317 amino acids. The transcript has 8 exons. NCBI's taxonomy places the organism in Eukaryota, Metazoa, Chordata, Actinopteri, Clupeiformes, Clupeidae.